Meriones unguiculatus (Mongolian gerbil) is the source of this 5391-nucleotide messenger RNA. It is a transcript of the gene Rnf220, whose product is annotated as ring finger protein 220. Gene Ontology annotation, biological process: protein ubiquitination. The transcript has 13 exons. Lineage: Eukaryota; Metazoa; Chordata; Mammalia; Rodentia; Muridae. The record is from RefSeq and is a predicted model, not a curated record. Bases 408 to 1958 code for a protein of 516 amino acids. Gene Ontology annotation, molecular function: ubiquitin protein ligase activity; metal ion binding.
CGAGUCCCUGGGAGAGUGGAGGCUCAUUCACUGAUUAGAGCCAGCGCUGAGAGGCAGCACUGCUCUUCUCUCACGCCAACCGAGUCUCUUGAUCUGUACAUGCAAUCCCAGGCAGCUCGCGAGCACAACCCCGGGGCCAGCCGCCUGCUGCUGCUGCUGCCGCUGCCGCCGCCGCCGCCGCCGCUGCCUCCGCCGGCUCUGCGCACCCGGGACCUUUCAUGCACCACCCUCUCGGGCUCCUCACCUCGGUGUCCUGAGAAGCGCGCCCGUCCUCGCCAGGAAUUUCCACGGUCUGCGAAGGGCAUGAUUCCCCAGUAAUAACCCUCGCCCUGAUCCACAGUGCAGGUUGGCCUCCCUCCCAGGGAAGACUGCUUCUUGUGUGACGCCGGUCAUCGAAAGACACUCCGAUGGACUUACACCGGGCAGCCUUCAAGAUGGAGAACUCAUCCUACCUUCCCAACCCCCUGGCGUCCCCAGCACUGAUGGUCUUGGCGUCCACCGCCGAGGCCAGCCGGGAUGCCUCCAUCCCUUGUCAGCAGCCGAGGCCCUUUGGUGUCCCCGUCUCCGUAGACAAGGAUGUGCAUAUCCCCUUCACUAAUGGCUCCUACACCUUUGCUUCUAUGUACCAUCGGCAAGGUGGGGUGCCGGGCACUUUCGCCAACCGUGAUUUCCCCCCUUCCUUGCUACACCUCCACCCUCAGUUUGCUCCCCCAAACUUAGAUUGCACCCCAAUCAGUAUGCUAAAUCACAGUGGCGUGGGGGCCUUCCGUCCCUUUGCUUCCACGGAGGACCGAGAGAGCUAUCAGUCAGCCUUCACGCCAGCCAAGAGACUCAAGAACUGUCAUGACACUGAGUCUCCCCACCUGCGCUUCUCAGACGCAGAUGGCAAGGAAUAUGACUUUGGGACACAGCUGCCAUCCAGCUCCCCUGGCUCCCUUAAGGUUGAUGACACUGGGAAGAAGAUCUUCGCUGUGUCUGGCCUCCUCUCCGACCGGGAAGCCUCCUCGAGUCCGGAGGAUCGGAAUGACAGAUGUAAGAAGAAAGCAGUAGCGUUGUUUGACAGCCAGGCCCCGAUCUGCCCCAUCUGCCAAGUCCUGUUGAGGCCCAGCGAGUUGCAAGAACAUAUGGAGCAGGAACUGGAGCAGCUGGCCCAACUGCCUGCCAGCAAAAAUUCCCUUCUGAAGGAUGCCAUGGCUCCAGGCACCCCCAAGUCCCUCCUGUUGUCUGCUUCCAUCAAGAGAGAAGGAGACUCCCCGACGGCCUCACCACACUCUUCUGCCACCGAUGACCUGCACCACUCAGACAGAUACCAGACCUUCCUGCGAGUGCGAGCCAACCGGCAAACCCGAUUGAAUGCUCGGAUUGGGAAAAUGAAACGGAGGAAGCAAGAUGAAGGGCAGGUAUGUCCCCUGUGCAACCGCCCCCUGGCAGGAUCGGAGCAGGAGAUGAGUAGGCAUGUGGAGCAUUGCCUGUCUAAGAGGGAAGGCUCCUGCAUGGCUGAGGACGAUGCCGUGGACAUCGAGCAUGAGAACAGCAACCGCUUCGAGGAGUAUGAAUGGUGUGGGCAGAAGCGGAUACGGGCCACCACACUCCUGGAAGGUGGCUUCCGAGGCUCCGGCUUCGUCAUGUGCAGUGGCAAAGAGAACCCAGACAGUGAUGCUGACCUGGAUGUGGAUGGGGAUGACACUCUGGAGUAUGGGAAACCACAAUACACAGAGGCCGAUGUCAUCCCUUGCACAGGAGAAGAGCCUGGUGAAGCCAAGGAGAGAGAGGCACUCCGGGGCGCAGUCCUAAAUGGCGGCCCCCCGAGCACCCGCAUCACACCUGAGUUCUCCAAAUGGGCCAGUGAUGAGAUGCCAUCCACCAGUAAUGGUGAAAGCAGCAAGCAGGAGGCCAUGCAGAAGACCUGCAAGAACAGCGACAUUGAGAAGGCUGCUGGACAGCGCCACAGGAUUUGAGAUGAGCCGGCCAUCCUGCUGCUACCUUUCCAGAAGCCCAAGAAAGACCAGUGCUGGCCCCAGGAGGUGCAGUUGUCCAGUCUGGGCUGCCUGGAAUGGCUGCCAUUGGCCAUUGAUUCUUUCUCUGAACCUACCCCUCCCUCCAGCUGGAGGAUGGGUUGCCUGGGGUUAAAAGGUAGCCUCUUCAUUCUAGGGCCAGUGUUCCAUCUUGCCUCCUGCCAGAAGAGUGGCUUGCAGGCCAGUGCAGGGCUGGGUCGGUGGCCUGGGUCACCUCCCAUUUGUUUCCCUCCAUUUUGUGUUGUCAUAAAUUCAUUCCAGCCCGUUGUGCUUGAUCAGUUUAUCUCGGCCGGGGCCGCAAGUGCUGCUGGCAUGAUGUAUGGGCCGCAGCGCAGGGCCCGGCUGCCCAUGAAUCACCGCAGCUGCUCCGUGUCAUCGCCGGAGCGGGCCAUACGGAUUCGGUGCAACCAGCUUAGGGAGGGGGGGUGACGUAUGGAUGUUUAUUUAAUAAUUCUCUUCUACUCCAGCUGAGCGGGGCGGGCGGGGCUGUAAGGGGCGCCCACCCUCGUCUGGAGGGGCUGCUCAUAAAUCAGAAAGACAAGAUCAUUAAUCAAGGAUGCUGCCCGAGGGGGAGGCAGGGGCCAGAGGCAGUGGCCAUCCAUGAAGGUGCUACCCACCCAAGGCUGGGGGAAGCCAGUGUUUCUCUCCCACCUGUGUGAGCACAGGCUCCAGUGGGUGGGGCACUCUAGGACAAGGUGGGACUGCUGCUGCCAGACAGAGGUCUCCAUUGGGUCUAGAUCCACCGGGACUGAUGCUCUUCAGUCCCCGUGACGUCCUAGUUCCAUCUUACACCCAGGGAAGGGGAAGAGAAGGGUACCUGGCUUCCUCUAGGAAUCUGCCCUAAGGGGGCUCAGAAAAAGCUGUCAUGCCAGCCUCAGUCCUGCACCAAUCAAAUUAGAGAUGCUGUUUGUACUGAGCAGUUCAUUCUGGAGCUGUCUUCCAGCCCUCUGUGGCUUUGGAGUUCUUGGGGCUUAACCUUAGAAUGUAGUCCUUAGAAAGGUAGGAGAGCAUGGCUCCCAGUCCAUGUUGAAAAUUUACCAACAUUCCACACAGGGAUGAUACCUAUAGCAUUGAGCAAAAUGCCAAAGAAGAAGCUAAUGAAGAAGAGAACAGUGAAGGCUUCCCAGAGUCUUGAGAUUGAGCAAGGAGGUUCAGGGAACCUGCUAGCACUAAAAGGAGCUGGCACAAGCCUUCCCAGUGUCCCUGGAGAAGUGGGUAGAUAGUUACGGGGCCCAUCAUGUACACCCCCUUGGGAGUCACAUUGUGGAUUGCUGCUGGUGUCCUUAAAAAAAAAUAGACGUUGAAAUUUGUUGUCCAUUAAAUGUUACUGCUACCAGCUGGGCAUGGGAGUACACCCCUAUAAUCACUACACUCCAGAGGCUGAGAAAGGAUCAUGGGUUUGAGGGUAACCUAAACUGCAAAUGCAGUUUGAGGUUAACCUGAGAUAUGUAGAGACAUCAUCUCAAAAACCUAAAAUGAACGUGUCCCCAUGACCUUCCUUAUAGUGCCUUCUGACUGUCAUGUCCAGUAGUUGACCACCUGUAAGUUCUGCAGCUUUGUAAAUGCACUGUCCCCAUGGGAACAGCCUCCUUCAGAACACUGCAUCCCCACACCAUUACCGGGUGCCUCCACUGAAGCCUCCCUACCUCUGUGCAGUCCUGAUGAAAUGCAUCUUUUAACCCUCCCCUCUUUUGUCAUAUCCCACUCCUAUCCCAGGCGCUCAUAACCAGUUCCUGCUGCUGCCUGGAGCAGUCUUCUUUCUCACUUUGUGCCUGCUUGACUUCCAGCCUGCAUGGGCUCGUGGGAUGCUUAGCUUUUGUCACUACUAUUCCUUGGCCUAGAGACUCCUCCUGAAAGCAAUCUGGACUGGGUCUGUCACAGUCUGGACAUCUUCAGAUGUAAAAUGAGCAUUUUCCCACAGGGGUUUUAUGAGGCAUAAUAAAUAUCAGUUCCUGGGUAAAAAUCCCAGGCAGCUAAUAGGUACUUAAUAAAUUUUAGCUGUUUUGUUUAGUAUUGUUACUCUCUAAGGCACAUUCCCAAUACCGUUGUUUGUUCUACUCCAGGAAGCAUUUCUCUCCUGAGAGUGUUCGUUGGUGCUGUUGCUUUUCAGAGGGGUGGGAGGGAUCUUUGAGAUUAUCCUAACUAUUCCUUGUUUUUCUAUGCUGCUGGUUUUGUUUCAUCUUAGAUCACAGAUUUAAGACUACCUAGAACAGUUAGGUCCUGAAUCUUCCAUCUUUUCCCUGAAGGUUGGACUGGCAGCUUUCUCUCAUGCUCACAUGUCCCAAGCAGGGAUAUGCCACUAGUAAAUCGUCACUAGUAAUGUUUCGGCAAGUGAGCCUUUGCCUUCAGGGAACUGGGCCUUGCUGAGUUUGGGUUAAUAAAGUGAUCCUUAGAAACGUGAGUUCAAGGGCUGAGGGUAUAGCUCAGUUGCUGGAAUGCUUUCCCAGCGUGUUAAAAGCCCUAGAUAGAAUCCCAGCACUCAGAAGGGCAGGAAGUACUUUUUUAAAAUAUCACAAUGAAAUCUCAUACUUUGUAUGUUAAUUUAAAAAUAUAAAGGGGCUGGAGGUGGCCCAGCAAUUAAGAACACUGGCUGCUCUAGCAGAGGACUCAGGUUCAGUUCCCAGCAGCCACAUAGCAGCUCACAACUGUCUGUCCCUCCAAUUCCAGGGGACCUGAUGCCCUCUUCUGUCCUCUACAGGCACAGCAUGUAAAGUAAAUUUUUUUGGUUUUUGAGACAGGGCUUCUCUGUAUAGCCCUGGCUGGAACUAGCCCAGGUUGGCCUCCAACUCACAGAGAUCCACCUGCCUCUGACUCCCGGGUGCUGGGAUUAAAGCUGUGCGCCACCAUAGCUACCCCCCCCCAAUUUUUUAAAUAAAUUUUGAGAUUUAGUUUUAAAAUUUCAAGGUUAUUCUCAGUUAUAUACAGAACUUGAGGGCAGCCUGGGCUACCUGAGACUUUUCGUUUGGUUUAUGUUGAGACAGGGUAACCCUGGCUGUCCUGAACUUACUUUGUAGACCAGAGUGACCUCAAAACUCAGAGAUACCUGCCUACUUAUGCCUUCCAAGUGCUGGGAUUAAAGACAUGUGCCACCAUAUCUGGAGAGACCAUUUAGAACAGAAACCCCUAAGGCCACAGCGUGGUGCUGUGGUAAGAGCAGCGGUGGAGGUUGCAGAGGUGCUAGGAAGAGGUGACAGGCUUAGAAGCUGAGUAAGGGUUGAGUAAGGGUGUGCUGGAGGUCGCCCCCGCCCCCGAUCAUGUGGACAUGCAGGGGUACUGAGUCUAGCUUGGUGGGGUUGGCAGGUGGCAAUGUGAAGAGGUUCUUCGUGUGGAAGGUUCUGGGUGGAGGGACCACCUUGCUUUCCCGCUGUGCGUUGUC